Solea solea (common sole) is the source of this 1366-nucleotide messenger RNA. RefSeq names its product tRNA methyltransferase 12 homolog (gene tyw2). NCBI's taxonomy places the organism in Eukaryota, Metazoa, Chordata, Actinopteri, Pleuronectiformes, Soleidae. Bases 137 to 1366 code for a protein of 409 amino acids. Gene Ontology annotation, biological process: tRNA methylation. The record is from RefSeq and is a predicted model, not a curated record. Gene Ontology annotation, cellular component: cytoplasm. Gene Ontology annotation, molecular function: tRNA methyltransferase activity. The transcript is spliced from 7 exons.
CCGUAUAGCAGUCCGACUGGAAACACGCUGUGGCUGUAAAGAAUCUUCGUUACCGGUUUACCUGGAAUUCUGUGGAUAAUAAAACGAACCGCACAGUGUUUUUAUUUGUUUGUAUUUUUCAUUGGAUUGUUUAUAAAUGGACGGAGUUCCAUGUCUCCGUGUGUCUCAGUGUCACACACAGCAGUUCAGGGAAUGUCUGCAGUCCAGAGGAGCUCUGGACUUGAGUUUGCGCCUGCUGAAAGACCCAGAUGGGACAGUUCUCUUGCCCAUUCAACCAUCCUGUCUGUCACAGCUUGAUCUGCACUCUUUCAGAGACACGUUGCCUUCUGACAGUGCUUGUGAAAUAGUUUGGAGUCAGUCUCUUCUGCAGUCAAAGAAAGAGAGGGGAAAGACGAGUGGUUGUAAACUUGAAAAAGUCCUCCAGGAGCUGUUGGAGUCUUGUGGUGAAAGAUGGACGGAGGAAUUGAGGAGGAACCUUCCUCGCAGCUUCCAGAAGCAUGGAGACCUUGUUCUGCUGGGAGACGGCUGUUUCUCCCUGCCACUUUGGAAGAAAAUAGAUGUUCAACAACUGUGGAGUGCAGUGGCCAAAGGUCUGGGUGCGAAGCGUUUGGCAAAGAUGAGUCGAAUAUCCAGGGAUGGAUUUAGAUCUCCUGUGGUGACGAUGCUGCUAGGAGAGCACAGCUGGGUCAAACAUUCGGAUAAUGGUGUCACGUAUGAGUUUGAUGUGACCAAAUGUAUGUUUUCAGCUGGAAACAUAACAGAGAAGCUCCGGGUGGCUGGAUUUAACUGCACAGGGGAGACUGUGGUGGAUUUAUAUGCAGGUAUUGGAUACUUCACACUGCCCUAUCUGGUGCAUGCGGGGGCCAACCAUGUUCACGCCUGCGAGUGGAACCCUGCUGCUGUCGAGGCCUUACAGAAAAACCUUCAGGCAAACAAGGUGUCUGACCGCUGCACUGUUCAUCAAGGAGACAACCGACAACUCCAGCUGUGUGACAUCGCAGACCGGGUGAAUCUGGGUCUCAUACCAAGCUCUGAGGAUGGCUGGCCUGUCGCUUGUCGCCUGCUGAAGAAAACAACUGGUGGCGUUUUGCACAUUCACCAGAAUGUCACGUCACCGCUACCGAACACUGCAGCAAUUGAUGAUGAUGAUGAUGAUGAUGCCGCGACUCGGAGGAUUUCUGGGAAGAAAGCAGACAGAGAGGUGUGGCAGACCUGGGCCGAUGACACAGCAAAACGCAUCACUUCUCUUUUAAAGGACGCGAGUGGUGCAUCGUGGACGACAAACAUCCAGCACAUAGAGCACGUUAAAUCAUACGCACCUCACGUUCACCACGUUGUGCUGGAUUUGGAGUGCAGGCCGCUCUGA